AUGCAAUCUGAAUUUGAUGCUCUUAUUCGAAAUAAGACGUGGGAUUUAGUUCCUCGUCCUUGUGAUGCUAAUCUUAUUCGAUGUAUGUGGAUUUUUAGGCAUAAGAAAAAUUCUGAUGGCUCAUUUGAGUGUUAUAAGGCUCGUCUUGUAGGUGAUGGCAGGUCACAGGUUGCAGGUAUGAAUUGUGAUGAGACUUUUAGCCCCAUGGUGAAACCCGCUACCAUUCGAACACCAUUGGGUUUCCGCGACCUCCGUCAUCCAGAUUAUGUAUGUCGGUUGAAGAAGUCAUUGUAUGGUCUCAAGCAAGCGCCUAGGGCAUGGUACCAACGUUUUGAUGACUAUGUCGCCACCAUUGGCUUUCGCCAUAGCACAUCAGACCACUCCCUCUUCAUAUAUCGACAAGUUUUAGACAUGGCCUACGUUUUGCUGUAUGUAGACGACAUCAUCCUCAUCACCUCCACUCAGGUCCUCCGCAAAUCAAUUAUGUCACUCUUAGCAUCUGAGUUUGCAAUGAAGGAUUUGGACCCUCUAAGUUACUUUCUAGGUAUUGCAGUAUCUCGUCAUCCUGAUGGAAUAUUUCUCAGUCAAAGUACUUAUGCAUCAGAGAUCAUUGAACGUGAUGGCAUGACGUCCUGUAAACCAUCAGCCACUCCUGUUGACACCAAGCAGAAACUCAGAACCUCCUCCGACACUUCUUAUGAGGAUCCCUCCUUAUAUCGGAGUCUUGCAAGGGCCCUACAGUAUCUCACCUUCACUCGACUUGAUAUAUCAUAUGUUGUUCAACAAGUUUGUCUUCACAUGCAUGCCCCUCGCAUGGAACACAUGCUUGCUCUUAAGCGCAUUUUGCGCUAUGUUCAAGGCAUCUUACACUUUGGAAUACACUUAUCCCCAUCUCCCAUUACAAAACUUAUCUCCUACACUGACGUUGAUUGGGGUGGAUGUCCUGACACCAUACGUUCUACAUCUGGGUACUGGGUUUUUCUAGGUGACAACCUUAUUUCUUGGUCUUCUAAAAGGCAGCCAACUCUCUCCCGUUCCAAUGCUGAAGCCGAAUAUAGGGGGGUUACCAAUGUUGUAUCUGAAUCGUGUUGGAUUCACAAUCUUCUCCUGGAACUUCAUUUUCCUAUUCCUCAGGCCACUUUGGUGUAUUGUGACAAUGUUAGUGUCAUCUAUCUAUCUGGUAAUCCUAUGCAGCAUCAGCACACUAAGCAUAUUGAGAUGGACAUUCAUUUUGUUCGGGAAAAGGUAGCUCGUGGUCAGGCUCGCGUCCUUCAUGUUCACUCAAGACAUCAGAUCGCAGACAUCUUCACCAAAUGA
Lathyrus oleraceus (garden pea) is the source of this 1317-nucleotide messenger RNA. RefSeq lists its product as uncharacterized. Lineage: Eukaryota; Viridiplantae; Streptophyta; Magnoliopsida; Fabales; Fabaceae. The record is from RefSeq and is a predicted model, not a curated record. The transcript has 2 exons. The coding region runs from base 1 to 1317 and encodes 438 amino acids.